Messenger RNA from Penicillium maclennaniae, 1755 nucleotides. Its product is annotated as T6SS phospholipase effector Tle1-like catalytic domain-containing protein. NCBI's taxonomy places the organism in Eukaryota, Fungi, Ascomycota, Eurotiomycetes, Eurotiales, Aspergillaceae. The transcript has 2 exons. Bases 1 to 1755 code for a protein of 584 amino acids. The record is from RefSeq and is a predicted model, not a curated record.
AUGGAGACUUUCGGUCCGCAUCAGGGACCAAAACAAUUUGUUUUGUGUUUUGAUGGGACGGGCAAUAAAUUUGCGGGUGAUGCUUCGGAUACAAAUCUGGUUAAAAUCUAUCGCAUGCUCGAUCGCAGCCAGAGUCACCAGUACCAUUACUACCAACCUGGCAUCGGAACAUAUGUCACGUCCCAUACCCUUGGCAGUAAGAAUAGAUUUGAGCGCAUCAAAUCAUCGUACAGAAAAGCCAAAGAUGCUGCGCUGGGAUCGUCUUUCGACGAACAUGUGUUGGGCGGAUACAAGUUCCUUAUGCGAUACUAUGCACCAGGCGAUGAUAUCUACUUUUUCGGCUUCAGUCGUGGCUCCUAUACUGCUAGAUUCUUAGCAGAGAUGCUGGACUACAUUGGUCUUCUACAGCCCGGCAAUGAAGAACUAAUUCGCUUUGCGUGGAAGACAUUCGCAAAGUGGCAGCAACGGCGCGAUGCUACAGAGCACGAUCAUGAAGAAAGACAUAAGCUGUUCAGAUUUAUGAAAGCUUUUCGUGAGACCUUUAGUCGGCCGGUGAGUCGGAUCAAGUUCAUGGGCCUUUUUGAUACCGUGAACAGUGUUCCAAUGUUUGAGAAUGCCUGGAUGGAAAGAAGUAAAUUUCCCUAUACGGCCCAGAGUACCGCACGGGUGAUUCGACACGCGGUCUCGAUCGACGAGAGACGUGCAAAGUUUAGGCAGGACUUGAUCUCCGAGGUGAAGCCUCUUCCUCAAGCUCACCCACAUGCCCACAAGUUAAGACACCUGCUUUCGCGAGACAAUGAUCAUGACAAAGCACACGUUCCCGAGAUCAUGGAGCCGCCAAAUAACGAAGAAAGACGGAAAGCGCGUCGUGCAUCGCGACAAGAAACUUACGGCGAGGAAAUGAGGUACCGAGGCCCAUCAUCAUCGCCAGCCCGAAAGCCUAGCGUCGUCGAAAUACAUACCCACAACGGUCUCCUAACCGAUAGGAUCUCGCUCAAGAGCGCAGUCUCCCGGAACUCCCUUCAUGUCCCCAGUCUGAAUAUCCCGGGACAAGAAGAAGAUGAAGAUAAGCAAGAUAUCCAAGAAGUCUGGUUCCCCGGCCAGCACGGCGAUGUGGGCGGAGGUUGGAAACUGAACCCGGAAGACCCCUGGCCUCUCAGUCAUAUCCCUCUAGUUUGGAUGGUUAAAGAAGCCCAGCUUGUCGGUCUUGAGUUUGAUCCCGAGAAACUCAAGCGCUUCCAUUGUUAUGAAGAGCCAAACUACGAGGGCCUCGGCUUUCAAGAAACCACUGUGAUCGGUGACAAGUCCAACACCCACCAAGACCCUUUCCACGAAGCAUAUAGUCGAACAAUGGACACGGGUAUUGCCCACGACUGCUUGACAUACGGUGGUGGUCUCUCGUUCUUCUCAACUCUCUCCUGGCGACUAAUGGAAUACCUGCCUUUUCGUCGAAUGGACCUCCAAGCAGACGGAUCAUGGAAACCGAUCCGCUGGCCUUUGCCAUGUGGAGAAGUACGCGAUAUUCCAGAGAAUGCACAGAUUCAUAUCAGUGCAAUUCAUCGCAUGAAAAUUGAUCCUAAUUAUCGUCCGGGAAAUUUGAUUGUUGGCGGCUGGGGAAGAGGCGUUAAGAGGGCCCCGGAAAAGUUUGGGAUUGGGCAAUGGGACAUUUGCAUGCAUGAGGGAGAUCCAGUUAGGCAGACUUAUUCUAGGAAGAAGGGGGACAGUGUUUGUCUUGAUGAGUCUCACAUUAGCUGA